AUCGACCCAGUGCUGGGUUGGCAGGCUUGGGUCAGGCUCAGCCUUGUUAGGGGUAAAAGUCGGGUCUGGGUGUCCAGCUGCCGGCUGCGAGGAGGGGCGAACGUCAUGGGAGGACGAUGAGGAGGUGUGUCCGAGGCGAAGGGUGGGGGGUGGCCCCGCCCCUGGCCUCCCCCAUCUCCCUAGGCUGGCCGCCGGCGCCUGCUUUCGCUUUCAGUCGGAGGCGAAGGAGCUCAGCGCGCAGAGCCGAGCCUGGAGAGACGUGCAAGGCCAACGGGCACCGCCAGACGCCGCCGCUCCCCGCCGCGCCGCCGACGCCCGUAUCAUGGUGCCCGCGGGCCUCUGGGCCGCGCUGGCUGUCGGACUGCAGCUCUGGGUCGCGGUGCCGGCCCAAGCGGGUGUCUCACGCGGUCCUGUGGGGACCCAUGGGCAGCCCCCAGAUGCUCCAUCAGCGCUUUCCCGCGGCGCCUUGACAGAGGCUAUGCUUCCCACCUAUGCCUCAGAGCCUGGGAAUGGGACCAAGUGCCAGCCAGAACAGUACUAUGACAACAGAGCCCAGAGGUACUGCAGCAUGUGUCCACCUGGUCACUUCGUGCAAAACUUCUGCACCAAGACCUCAGACACUGUGUGCGCCCCCUGCGAGGACAACACAUACACCCAGCUCUGCAACCGGGUCUCCGAAUGCUUGAGCUGUAACUCCCGCUGCAGCUCCAACCAGGUGGAAGUCCAAGCCUGCACUCGAGAACAGAACCGCAUCUGUACCUGCAAGCAAGGCUGGUACUGUGUGCUGGGGAGGCCGGAGGGGUGCCGGGUAUGUGCGCCGCAACCCAAGCACCUACCAGGCUCCGGAGCGGCCAAAUCAGGAACUGCAACACCGAAAGUGUCGUGCACUGCCUGUGCCCCAGGGACAUUCUCUGACAGGACUUCAUCCACAGACCCGUGCAGGCGUAACCGGAACUGUAGCUCUGUGACCAUCCCUGGCAACACAAGCAUGAACACGGUCAAUAUGUCUGUGGGUCCUGUCCUUACAGUGGCCUUGGGGUCAGCCCCCCAAGACAUCGCUCUUCCAAUCGGACUGAUUGUGGGCGUGGCAGCCUUGGGCCUGGUCGUAAUAGUGCUGGUGAACUGCAUCAUUGUGACCCAGAGGAAAAAGAAGCCCUCCUGCCUGCCCGGAGAAGCCAAAGUGCCUCACCUACCGGCUGAUAAGGCGCGGAGUGUGCUGGGCCCCGAGGAACAGCACCUGCUGAACACAUCGCCCAGCUCCAGCAGCAGCUCCCUGGAGAGCUCGGCCCCCGCUGCAGACAGGAGGGUGCCUGCCAGGAACCAGCCGCAGGCACCGGGUGCAGAGAAGACCAGUGGUGCCGGGGAGGCCCGGGCCAGCUUUGAGAGCUCAGAGCCUUCCCCCGGCGGCUGUGGGACCCAGGUCAACGUCACCUGCAUCGUGAACGUCUGUAGCAGCUCCGACCACAGCUCGCAGUGCCCCUCCCAGGCCAGCUCCAUGAUGGGGGCCAUGGACACCAGCCCCUCAGACUCCCCGAAGGAUGAGCAGGUCCCCUUCUCCAAAGAGGAGAGCCCCUUUCAGUCCCAGCUGGGGUCACCAGAGAUGCUGCAACAGAGCUCCGAGGAGAAGCCGCUGCCUCUGGGUGUGCCGGAUGCCGGAAUGAAGCUCCGUUAGCCAGCUAGCGGGGGCCAUGUCACAGCUGUGGAUACUGACCCUUGGCAGGGCAACCCUGCGAAGCAGCUCCUGGUUCCUCCAGGCCUCAACUCCCAGGACUCUGUGACUGUCUCUGGGCCACUUCCUUCAGUGGUGUCCACAGUUUCCGCCUCCCUCUCUCCUGCAGGCAGGGGAAUGAGGCGGGGAGGGGUCGUGGAGACCCUCUUCUGCCUUGGCGUGCGUCCUCCUGGGAAAGCUGGCUGGACGAUGGCAGAGCUGGCCCUGGACUUGCUAGGCAGCCCAGACUGAGUUCCUGCCUCUCUCUGAACUGCCCCCAGCCUGUCCUGAAGUACCUGGCCUCUAGAGCCCUUGGCGCUUUUUACCUGACUCCGGCUUCCCAGGAAGCCCAUAGGGGAGGAGGGACUCUGGACACCCAUCCAGGGAGGAAGGACAGAGCUUCUGUCUGAAUGUUGAGACUGCGGGACAGUCCCAGCGAGCAGACAAGCUGGGGUGGCCAUCUAGCAGAUGGUUCUGUGUGGGUAGGGGGUGGCAGCCCCUGCAGGGGACACAGGUCCCCCACCUUACUCAGAACCCCUGGAAAGCACCUCCUCUAAGUCCACGUCUGCCAACUUGUCCUCUUGUACCACAGUGUGAAAAUCAGGUGCCCAGAUGCCCCAGGAAGGCAACCUUAAUGAGGCUGAUGGCAAACUCUUAACCGGAAAUCUUCCUAUUUUAACAUGUGGCAAUUUAAAAAAAAAUUAAGCACCAUGUGGGCAAACAGAACAGCAAAACUCUGAGGACGCAUACAGCCCCUACGGUUGCAUCCUCUGCCUUUGAUCUUCACUCCAGUUACCCACAGCCCCAGCCCCCUCCUCUCUCUACACUGUGUCCCUCCCCCUGUCCCUCCCUGUCUGGCGUGAAGCUAUACCUUCUUCUAUCAGGGAAUUUCUGGAACUGCAGAUGUCUGAGACCCCCCUACAAGCAUCUUUUUCCUCCUACCUCAGCCUGGACCUUUCUUCUCUACUGAGGGGUGCUCCUCUGUCCCCCUGGUCCUUCCCCCUGUUCCUGGGGUCUCAGGCCCCAGGGGAGCUGCAGAGCCGUUUUGGUACUGUGCAUACUGUGAUUCUGAGUGGAUGUGAGAUGCUGAGAGCCAACUUGGGUCUGUGUGUCUGUAUCUGUGUUGUGUGUCUGUGUAGCCAAUACUGUCGGGUUGGAUAGCCUGCUUUGAAGCAGUUAAAGCCAGUAAUUUUGCCAAGGAGUUUUGUCGCCAUUAGAGAGUCAACCAUUUCCCCCGCAAACUCAUGCCCAGAGGACUGGAGAGGAUGGACAAGUAUGGACUAUAUCAGAUUCUAGAAGGAAUGGGUAUGAGGACUCUUAAGAGGCUGGUUCCGUCCCAGGCACUUGAAUCCCUCACUGAUAAAUUCCACCGGACUUGAACUUGGACCCUGAACUACCCGUUACCACAGAGACAAGCAGGACUUCCCAUUCUGGGAUCAAGAUGGCAAACUGCCUGGACUGGCCGUGGUCUCUGCCCAAGUCAGACACCGCCUGGUGGUAGAACACGUCUGCCCCCUGGUGGACAGUCCUGGGAGGACCUCAGACCUCGCUUCCUCACCCAGGGAAUGGAUGAAUUGGAAGAUUUUUGGGGGGUAUGUCCUUAGUUCCCCUGGUUUGUGUUGAUCCCAAGACAAUGAGCGUUGCAUUGUAUGCUGAAUAGCAUUCCUGCUUAUAAAUAAACCUUUAGUUUGUUUUACAUGUUGAGCCCUGGCUCUCUGGCUGGGUCUGGACUGGGGUUUGUCUGUGGUCCUCCUUGCCUGCCGCCAAGCAGGUGUGUGGGGAGAGAUGGGGUCCUGAGCACUGGAGUGUGAUGGCCCAUGUUGUGGCUGGACUAUGAGAGGCAUCUCCAUGACAGCUGCCCUACUGAGAGCCCUGCUGCUCCUUCAGGCCUGGGGACAAUAAGAUGGCAGCUUCCUGCCAGGAUCACCCAGUUGGCCUCAGAGUGUGCUCUUGCCAUCUCUGUCUCCUCAGCCUCCUCUUGUGAUGGGGGUGAAGGUGUUUACAUAGACCAUCUUCUCACUUGGGUGCUAGGCUCUACCUACCGCUGAGGCCCUUUGAUGUGUGCUUAGCUCGGCACAAGGGCUCUGGGAGCACAGGGUAGGGGAUCCUGAAGGUCAGGGGAGAGUUUUGGAGGUGACAUCUGACCUGUUCUUUGGUCAGGCUGCAUUCCUCCUGGAGGAUUUAGGGGAGAAUCUGAAGUAAGAGCACAAUAAAUACUCGUUCAUUCAGACAUUGGAAAGUGUCAGGAUAUAUUACGGUAGUUUCCCAGAGUUUAGAGACUGCCUGUAUUCCUUGGCUCCUGGACCCUUCCUCCAUCUUGAAAGCCAGCGUUGUAGCAUCUUCUUUACGCAAAUCUCCCUCUGCCUCCCCCUUAUAAAGACGCUUGUGAUUACACUGGGCCCACCUGGAUAACCCACUGACGUUGAGUUGAUUCCAACUCGUGGUGUCCUCAUCUGUAAUCCAGGAUAAUCUCCCUAUCUCAAGGUUCUUAAUCACAUCUGCAAAACUCCUUUUACCUUGUGUCUUAGUUACGUAGUGCCGCUAUAACAGAAAUACCACAAGUGGAUGGCUUUAACAAACAGAAAUUUAUUUGCUCAUAGUUCAGGAGGCCAGAGGUCCGAAUUCAAGGCACCAGCUCUAGGGGAAGGCUUUUUCUCUCUGUUGGCUCUAGGGAAAGGUUCUUUUCUCUUUUCAGCUUCUGUUUCUUGGUUACUUGGAGAUCUCAUGUAGUGUGGCAUCUAUCUUCUCCCAUCUGUGCUUUAUUGCUGCAUGCUUAAUCUGUUCUUUUAUAUCUCAAAAGAGAUUGAUUUAAGGUGCACCCUAUCCUGGCCCUGCCUCAUUAGUGUAACUCACUGUCCCACCCUUCUAGAUAGGCUAUUUCACACCCUCUCCUUUUCCCUCAAACCUCUUACCUCUCCUCACCCUUACCUUCAGCUGGUUACCUGGCUUCCCGUUUUACUGAGAAAAUCGAAGCAAACAGGAGAGAUCUUUCUCAGGCUCCCACCACCACCUCUCUCUUCCCACCUGCAACUGUGCUGGGACACUCUCUCCUGUGACUGGAUUAACACCCGGACUGGCUAAGGGCAAUUCUUCUACUCAAGUACCAGAUUUUAGCGUCUCUCUGCUACUGAAGGACACUGCUCUUCUCUCUCCUUUAGCAUCAACCUCCAACCCCUCCCCAUCUUCUCUAUCUGCACACAAACAAACUGACACUGCUUCCAUUUAAAAGAUAACGAUAACAAAACCCAAAAUCCUCAAGCACCAUUCUCCAUCUAGGUACUAUCAGAUUUUUCAGCUUCUCUUUACAGUAGAGACACUUGGAAAAAGUUGUCUUUCUAUAGUCACUCUCUCUAGUUUAUCUUCUCCCAUUUUCUCUUGAACUCAUUCCAAGAAGGCUUGUGCCCACCACUUCACUAAAAGUUCUGUUGUUCAGGUCGCCACUGACCUCCAUGUUGCUAAAUUCAAUGGUCAGUGGUCAGUCUUCUACUCCCUUUGCCUAUUAGUGACACAAUUAGUCCCUCCUCUUUGGGAUACUUUUCUCCCCUGGUUUUCAGGCUUUCACACUCCUCUGGCUUUCCCGCCAGCUCACUGACCCUUCUGUCUCCUUGGCUGGUUCCUCUUCAUAUCAAUGACUGAAUGUUCGAGGGGGCACAUGGUUCGAUCCUUUCACCUCUUCUCCAUCUCCAGCUCACUCUCUUGAUGAUCUCAUCCAGCCUCAUGACUUUCAGGACCCUGACACUUCGCAAUGUUUGAAUGAACAAGUAGUUACUGCAUUCAUAUCAGGCACUGCUCUAGGGGCUGGGGAUGCCGUAGUUACUAAAACAAGGCUUCCAUACUGGGAGGAAGAGAGACAAUAAAAAUAAGCAGACAAUAUUGGAUGAUGAUGAGGAAAAUUAAACCAGACACGGAUGACAGAGGAAAGGGGGUGCUAUUCAGGAUUGGGAGGCCAGGGAAGCCUCCUGUCUGGAGAGAUAACUUGGGAGCAGAGGCCUGAGGAGUGAGGGGGGAGCCAAGUGUUUGGUCAGACUUGGGUGGAGUGGGGUGUGCACAGUGGGAGAGAAUGAAACUGAAGAGUGGCCAGGUCCAAAGAGCUCUGACUGCCCUGUAAAGUGAGGUAAAGGGGCUCCCUGAAGACUUUAACCAGUGGAGAGACAUGACCAGACUUGCUUCAGGCUGCCAGGGUAGGGGGUGCGUAGAUUGGUGAGUAGGGCUGCAGGGCCAGGGAUGCUAAUCUCAUCCUUGGCUCUCAUGCUGUCUCAUUACCAGGAGAUAGGGUUGGCCCUUUUUGAAAUCUCCUUGCUUCUGGCCACAUUGGGUAAUGGCUUGGGAGGUAGCCGGGAGACCAGUGAUGUGCUGGUCAUUCUCUGUCUUCUCCUCCAGUACCUCUCUUCACUGGCUCUGUGCCCUGGGAGGCCGACCUCGCAUUACUUGCCCUCAGGCUUCCAGCAGGUUUGGCCCCAGUGGCCUUGGCCUACAACCACGGUUUCAUCACACUGCUCCUGCACUCCCUGCCUUGCCUCUUUGAGUCCAGGGUUGCUAAUGGCUUCCUACUGUUGCUUCCCCCAAGUAGUCACAGCUCUUGUGGGUUCUCUUAAUGCUGCCCCCUCCUCUGUAAACAGUUCUAUGAUGGUUCUUCUUAUGUGUCAGCUUGAUUAGGCUAUGGUUCCUUGUUGUUCAGUCUGGUUGCUGUCAUGGAGUAGUUAUGUGUGAUUAAAUCCAUUGGGCUUGGGUAAAGUACAUUGCCUUCUGUAAUGUAAUGUAAUGACUUUCCACAUUGCAAUCUAAUGUAAUAUAGUCAAUCAGUUGAGGUCAUACCAGUGUAGGGUGGAUCCUAAACCAAAUCACUUCUGAGUUAUAAAAAGACCAGAAUAGACACAGAGACACACACAUACAGGACAAGACAGACGAUGUGUGAAAGUAGCCUGAGAUCGUUGGCAAAGGAAUACCAAGGAUCGCCAGCAAACACCACAACGAAGAGAGAGACUCACAGAAGGAAUCAACAUGGCCAACACCUCGUUUGGACUUUUAGCCUCUAGAAAUGCGAGACAAUAAAUGUCUGUUCUUUAAAGCCCCCCAUGUGUGGUGUUUCUAUUACAGCAGCAGUGUUCUUGUUGUUGUUAGGUGCCCUUGAGUUGGUUCCGACUCAUAGUGACCCUAUGCACAACGUAAUGAAACACUGACUGGUCCUGCACCAUCCUCAUAAUCCUUGUUAUGCUUCAGCCCAUUGUUGCAGCCACUGUGUCAAUCCAUUUCAUCAAGGGUCUUCCUCUUUUUUGCUGACCCUCUAUUUUACCAAGUACGAUGUCCUUCUCCAGGGGCUGGUCCCUCCUGAUAGCGUGUCCAAAGCAUAGUUUCGCCAUCCUUGCUUCUAAGGAGCAUUCUGGUUGUACUUCUUCCAAAACAGAUUUGUUCAUUCUUUUGGCAGUCCGUAGUAUAUUCAGUAUUCUUCACCAAUACCAAUUCAAAGGCAUUAAUUUUUCUUUGGUCUUCCUUAUUCAUGGUCCAAUUUUCACAUGCUAUGAGGUGAUUGAAAACACCAUGGCUUGGGUCAGGUGCACUUUAAUCUUCAAGGUGACAUCUUUGCUUUUCAACUCUUUAAAGACGUCUUUUGCAGUAACUUUGUCCAAUGCAAUGCGUCUUUUGAUUUCUUGACUGCUGUUUGCAAGGGUGUUGAUUGUGGAUCCAAGUGGAAUGAAAUCCUUGACAACUUCAAUCUUUUCUCUGUUUAUCAUGAUAUUGCUUAUUGGUCCAUGUAUGAGGGUUUUUAUUUUCUUUAUGGUGAGGUAUAAUCCAUCCUGAAGGCUGUGGUCUUUGAUCUUCAACAGCAAGUGCUUCAAGUACUCUUCACUUUCAGCAAGCAAGGUUGUGUCAUCUGCAUAAUGCAGGUUGUUAAUGAGUCUUCCUUCAAUCCUGAUGCCCUGUUCUUUUUCAUAUAGUCCAGCUUCUUGGAUUAUUCGCUCAUCAUGCAGAUUGAAUAGGUAUAAUGAAAGGAUACAAUGCUGAUGCAUACCUUUCCUGACUUUAAAACAGGCAGUAUUUCAUUAUUCUGCUGGAAUGACUGCCUCUUGAUCUAUGUACAGGUUCCUCAUGAGCAUAAUUAAGUGUUCCAGAAUUCCCAUUCUUCGCAAUGUUAUCCAUAAUUUGUUAUGAUCCACACAGUCAAGUGACUUUGCAUAGUCCAUAAGACACAAGUCAACAUCUUUCUUGUAUUCUCUGCUUUCAGCCAGGAUGCAUCUGACAUCAACAGUGAUGUCCCUGGUUCCAUGUCCUCUUCUGAAUUCAGCUUGAAUUUCUGGCACUUCCCUGUUGAUACAUUGCUGCAGCCGCUUUUGAAUGAUCUUCAGCAAAAUUUUACGUGUGUGGUAUUAAUGAUAUUGUUCAAUUAUUUCUGCAUUUGGUUGGAUCACCUUUCUUGGGAAUAGGCAUAAAUAUGGAUCUCUUCUAGACAGCCAGAUAGCUGUCUUCCAAAUUUCUUGGCACAGACAAGUGAGCACUUCCACUGCUGCAUCCAUUGUUGAAACAUCUCUAUUGGUAGUCCAUCAGUUCCUGAGGCAUUGUUUUUCGCCAGUGUCUUCAGUGGAGCUUGAACUUCUUCCUUCGGUACCAUCGGUUCCUGAUCAUAUGCUACCUCCUGAAAUGGUUGAAUGUCGACCAAUUCUUUUUGGUAUAGUGACUCUGUGUAUUUCUUCCAUCUCUUUUGACGAUUCUUCCAUUGUUUAAUAUUUUCCUCGUAGAACCCUUCAAUAUUGGAACUCGAGGCUUGAAUUUUUUCUUCAGUUCUUUCAGCUUUAGAAAUGCAGAGCAUGUUCUUCCCUUUUUGGUUUUCUAUCUCCAGGUCUUUGCACAUGUCAUUAUAACACUUUACAGUGUCUUCUUGACCAACCCUUUGAAAUCUUCUGUUCAGCUCUUUUGCUUCCUCAUUUCUUUCUUUCGCUUUAGCUAUUCGACUUUCAAGAGCAAGUUUCAGAGUCUCUUCUGACAUUCAUUUUGGUCUUUUCAUUCCUUCCUGUCUUUUUAAUGACCUCUUUCUUUCUUUAUGUAUGAUGUCCUUGAUGUCAUUCCACAACUCGUCUAGUCUUCGAUCAUUCAACACAUCAAAUCUAUUCUUGAGAUGGUCUCUAAAUUCAGGUGGGAUAUACUCAAGGUUGUACUUUGGCUCUCGUUGAGUUGUUCUAGUUUUCUUCAGUUUCAAUUUGAACUUGCAUAUGAGCAAUUGACGGUGUGUUCCACAGUCGGCCCCUGGCCUUGUUCUGACUGAUGAUAUUGAGCUUUUCCACAUGUAGUCAUUUUGAUUCUUGUGUAUUCCAUCUGGCGAGGUCCACGUGUACAGUCGGCGUUUAUGUUGUUGAAAAAAGGUAUUUGCAAUGACGAAAUCAUUUGGUCUUGCAAAAUUCUAUCAUGUGAUCUACAGCAUUGUUCCCAUCACCAAGGCCAUAUUUUCCAGCUACCAAUCGUUCUUCUUUGUUUCCAUCUUUCAGAUUCUAAUCUCUAUUAAUUGUCAAUGCAUCCUGAUUGCAUGUUUGAUCAAUUUCAGACUGCAGAAGUUGGUAAAAGUCUUCAAUUUCUUCAUCUUUGGCCUUAGUGGUUGAUGUGUAAGUUUGACUAAUAGCUGUAUUAGCUGGUCUUCCUUGUAGGCGUAUGGAUAUUAUCCUAUCACUGACAGAGAUGUACUUCAGGAUAGAUCUUGUAAUGUUCUUUUUGACAAUGAAGGCAACACCAUUCCUAUUCAAGUGUCAUUCCUGGCAUAAUAGACCAUAUGACUGCCUGAUUCAAAAUGGCCAAUACCAGUCCAUUUCAGCUCACUAAUGCCUAGGAUACCAAUGUUUAUAUGUUCCAUUUCAUUUUUGAGGAUUUCCAAUUUUCCUAGAUUCAUACUAGUACAUUCCACAUUCCAAUUAUGAAUGAAUGUUUGCCACUGUGUCUUCUCAUUUUGAGUGAUGGCACAUUGGCAAAUAAAGGUCCCAAAAGCUUGAUUCCAUCCAUGCCAUUCAGGUCAACCUACUUUGAGGAGGCAGCUCUUCUCUGGUCAUUUUUUGAGUGCCUUCCAACUUGAGGGGCUCAUCUUCCAACACUAUCUCAGGCAAAGUUUCACUGCUAUUCAUAAGGUUUUCACUGGCUAAUUCUUUUCAGAAGUAGACCACUGGGUCCUUCUUUCUGCUCUGCCUUAGCCUGAAAGCUCAGCUGAAACCUGUCCGCCAUGGGUGACCCUGCUAGUAUUUGAACACUGGUGGCAUAGCUUCCAGCAUCACAGCAACAUGCAAGCCCCCACAGUAUGACAAACUGACAGAUGUGUGGGGGUUAAGUUAGCAAACUGAUCGCACCACCCAGGGACCUUUUAGUUUACUAGUGCUGCUGUAACAGAAACACCACAAGUGGGUGGCUUUAAAGAUGAAGUUUUUUUGUUCCUCACAGUUUUGGAGCCUAAAAGUUCAAAUCAGGGUCUUGUGCAUGUCAAUUGCUUCCUUCUAGGCAGUCCUGGGUGUUCGUUCAUUCCUUGGCUUCCCCGCUCCCCCCCGCCCCGCCUCCCGGCCCCCUCCGUGUGUGUGUCUCAACUGCUCUUUUCGUAGCUCAGAAGUUAUUAGAUUUAGAACCCACCCUGCUUGGAUAUGAUCUAAUUAACAUAACAAAGAAUACCCUAUCUCCAAACAGGAUUACAUCAACAGGUACAGGGGUUAGGAUUCCAACACAUAUGGGGGGAGGGGUGUACAAUUCAAGUUAUCACACCAGGAGAACCCACUUGCCCAGGCACACCCCUAAGGGUCUUCCCACCCUCACCAUUGCCUCUGCUGAGCCCUGAUGCAGCUUGCUGUGUGACCUUGAGGAAGCCACCAACCUCACUGUGCCUUUGAUUCCUCAUCUGCAAAAUGAGGGAAUAGCCAUUUCUAAAUCUGGGGUUCAAGAAAAUGACAGACAUUCAAAGGCUUGCCACCUCCCACUAACCAGUGACCUCAGAAAUACUGGGUAGAAAAACUGGACAUGCCAAAUGGUGGUGGCCAAGGGAAGAGGCUGAGCCAGGUGUCUGGGAAGAGGUUCCUGAAGACAGGAGGUGGCAGGGGGCAGGGAGUGUUGGGUGUGGCAGGCCUUCCCACAACCCCACCUCCCUCUGUAGUAGGAGCAGGUGAACUCUGGGAGACAAGGUAAGCAACUAUCAGCUCUCCCAGGAAGGCCAGCUGCUGGGGUCAGAGAAGGAGGUCAGAAAGGGGGGAGCACUGGUGGUCCAGUGGGACAUUGGGUGUCCUGUCCCCUCUCUAAGCUUGUGUCCUGGGCUUGCUGCGAGAUCAUGGAGAAAGAUCUGUCAUUCCCAUUCACAGGCUUUUACCGAGCACCCACUUCUCACACAAUAAGGUAGCUGUAGAGCACCUACCGGAAACCCUGGUGGCAUAGUGGUUAAGUGCUACAGUUGUUAACCAAGAAGUUGGCGGUUCAAAUCUGCCAGGCGCUCCUUGGAAACUCUAUGGGGCAGUUCUACUCUGUCCUAUAGGGUCGUUAUGAGUCGGAAUCGACUCGAUGGCAGUGGGUGGGUUUUUAGAGCACAGGUACCAGGUGCUGUUUUAGGUGCUGGGGAGACAGCAGUGAGCAUCUUUGCUUUCCUAGAGCUUACAUUCAAGAAGGGGAGACAGGUAAUGAACAGACGAACCUGUAAUAUAAUGUCAGGCUAUGAUGAAUACCUGGGAGGAAAAUAACGCCAGGUAAAGGGAAAAGGAGUACUUGAGGGCUGCAGUUUUAUGUAGUGUGGUCAGAGAGGGCAUCCUGGAAGAGGCAGCUUUUGAACUGAAGCAUGAAAAAGUGAGGAAGCCAAUCAUCUGAGGGGAAGCAAAGGCCUCAUGGCCAGAAUGUGCUUGCCUAGUUGGAGGCACAAAGGAGGGCCAGUGCUGCUGGAGCAGAGUGUGUGUUGGGGGGGAGAGGGUUGGAGUAGGAUGGGUGGGGAGAAGGGGCGCAGCUAGCUCAACAAAGGCCUCAGAAUCCGUGGAAAGGAGGUUGGGUUUUGUUUUAGGUAUGAUGCAAGGGGACUGAGCCUGGGAGUGCGGGAAGUUCCAUAGGUCUAAGGGUUGAGAGGACAGAGCUUGGGUUAUUCUAUUAAUUGCCCUUUGAGAUAAGCAAGGUCCCUAUUAUCCCUACUGUGCAGAGGAGGACACUGAGGCACAGAACUUGCUGGUUUCAAUACUUAUCUAAGGAGUCGGUUGGAUGGGUGGAUGAUCUGUUAACUGUCGGAGGCUCUUGAUAAGUAACUCCUCAGAAUUUUACAAGAAAGUUGAAGAUGCCUGGAUUUAAAAGGGAAGUGUUCUCUCCAUGAACUUUCUGGGUGGUGCAAACAGUUAACUCAGUCUCUGCUAACCUAAAGGUUGGAGGUUAAAGUCCACCCUGAGGCACCUUGGAAGAAAGACUCGGUGAUUUACUUCCAAAAACAAUCAACCCCACAGAACACAGUUCUACCCUGUCACCAUAAAGUAGCCAUGAGUCAGACUGAUUUUUUUUGGUUUUCUCCAUGGGCUCCAUAUUUAGAGAGCAGCCCUGGUGGAGCAGUGGUUAAGCGCUCGGCUGCUAACCAAAAGGUCAGUGGUUUGAACCUAUCAGCUGCUCCAUUGGAGAAAGAUGUGGCAGUUUGCUUCCGUAAAAAUUGCAAUCUAGGAAACCCUAUGGGGCAGUUCCACUCUGUCCUACAGGGCCUCUCUCUGUGAGUUGGAAUUGACUCGGCAGCAAUGGGCGGGCAACCAGGGCAGCAUCCUGAAAGCUGGGGAGAUUGGGCUGAGAGGCUGCGUGGGUAGCUAGGUGGAGUCUUCAGGUCCCUGAUGUGGGUAAGUGAAAUAAAAAAAAAAAAAUUUUUUUUUUUUUAAGUGAGGACCCUGCUUAAUGGGCAGGGCAGUGUCAAAUGUCACCAAUCUGCCACUCCCUCUUAGCUGUUGCAGUUGCAAAUACGCUUCAGGUAGAUACCCAGUUGUUCUAUGCUAAUAAGGGCCUAUGCUGUUGAAAUGGGCCCACACAAGACUAGGCAGGGGUGAAAGGCAUUCAAAGUCCAUGAGCAAAGAAGCUGUGCCUGCCCUGAGCUCUCCGCUUAGGAGAGCUGGCAGAUUAUUUUUUCCUGUUUGUUAAUUUGUUCGCUCUGCAAAGCUGGGAGAAUAGCUGUGGCAUGUGACAGGUCCCUACUUCUGGCCCAGGGGUUGUGGCAACUGCUGAACCUGGACCAGGCUGGGUGAAUGGGAGACAGGUACUCCCCAGAGGGGGAAGGUUUUUUUUUGAUCCCUUGAGAUUUCUCCCAGUGUGGAAAACAUGUCUGAGAGCUACUGCUUGCCUCAACCCAGGUGCUUCAGCAGAUCCAGCCUGCAAGGUGCUGACAGGUCAGGUCUGGCAAAUCCACGUUGCUUCUUCACUGUCUGCACCUCCCCCUAAUGCUCAGUCUGACUACUCAACUUUGUCUUUGAUGUUCAGGGCCCCCAGAUUGUCAUAUAUAAUCAAUCCACUUGUUUUUGGAGUCUUUGUUGUAAGAGGGACCAAAAGAAGCAUCUGACUAUGCUGGCAUCUUGGCCCUGCCUCCCAUGUAUGAUGUCAUUCCACAACUUGUCUGGUUUUCAGUCAUUAGUGUUCAACGUGUCAAAUCUAUUCUUUAGAUGGUGUCUUAGUCAUCUAGUGCGGCUAUAACUGAAAUACCACAAGUGGAUGGCUUUAACAAAGAAAUUUAUUCUCUCACGGCCUAGAAGGCUAGAAGUCCACAUUCAGGGUGCUAACUCCAGUGGAAGGCUUUCUCUCUUAGUCGACCCUGGGUUCCUGUGCUGAGAAGCUCCUCAGACAGAGAAGAUUGACGACAAGGACCUUUCCCCAGAGGGAUCAAAAAAAACUUUCUCCCAGAGCCCAUGGGGGAUAGGUUUCAGCUGAGCUUCCAGACUAAGACAGACUAGGACAAGGGACCUGGCAGUCUAUUUCUGAAAAGAAUUAGCCAGUGAAAACCUUAUGAAUAGCAGCAGAACAUUGUCUGAUAUAGUGCCGGAAGGUGAGCAUCCCAGGUAGGAAGGCACUCAAAAGGCAACUGGGGAAGAGCUGCCUCCUCAAAGUAGUCCACAUAAAUGACAUGGAUAGAGUCAAGCUUUAGGGACCUUCAUUUGCUGAUGUGGCAUGACUCAAAAUGAGAAGAAACAGCUACAAACAUCCAAUAAUAAUCAGAAGGUGGAAUCUACAAAGUAAGUACAAAAAUUGUCAAAAAUGAGAUGGAAUGCAUAAACAUCGAUAUCCUAGGCAUUAGUGAGCUGAAAUGGAUUGAUAUGGGCCAUUUUGAAUUGGACAGUCAUAUGGUCUACUAUGCCAGGAAUGACAACUUGAAGAAGAAUGGUGUAGCAUUCAUUGUCAAAAAGAAUAUUUCAAGAUCUACCCUGAAGUACAAUGCUGAAGUACAAGGAAGACCAAUUAAUCCGAUUAUUAUUCAGAUUUAUGUACUAGCCACUAAAGCCAAAGAUGAAGAAAUGGAAGAUUUUUACUGCAGUUUGAAAUUGACUGAACAUGCAAUCAGGAUGCAUUGACAAUUACUGGAGAUUGGAAUGUGAAGGCUGGAAACAAAGAAAAAGGACUGGUAGUUGGAAAAUGUGGCCUUGGUGAUAGAAACGAUGCUGGAGAUCUCUUGAUUGAAUUUUGCAAGACCAAACACUUCGUCAUUGCAAAUACCUUUUUUCACCAACGUUAACGGUGACUAUACACAUGGACCUCGCCAGAUGGAAUGCACAGGGAUCCAAACAACUACAUCUGUGGAAAAACACAAUGGAGAAGCUCAAUAUCGUCAGUCAGAACAAGGCCAGAGACCAACUAUAGCACAGACUUCAAUUGCUCGUAGUGCAAGUUAAAGUUGAAACUGAAGAAAACUGGAAGUCCACGGGAACCAAAGUAUGACCUUGAGUAUAUCCCACCUGAAUUUAGAAACCAUUGUAAUAAUAGAUUUGAGAUGUUGAACACUAAUGACUGAAGACCAGACGAAUUGUGGAAUGACAUCAAGGACAUCAUACAUGAAGAGAGCAAGAGGUCAUUAAAAAGACAGAAAAGGCCAAAAUGGAUAUCAGAAGAGACUCUAAAACUUGCUUUUGAAUGUUGAGCAGCUAAAGCAAAAGGAAGAAAUGAUGAAGCAAAAGAGCCAAACAGAAGGUUUCAAAGGGUGGCUUUAGAAGACAAGGUAAAGUACCAUAAUGACGCGUGCAAAGAGCUGAAGAUAGAAAAGCAAAAGGGAAGAACAUACUCUGCAUUUCUCAAGCUGGAAGAGCUGAAGAAAAAAUUAAAGUCUCGAGUUGCAAUAGUGAAGGAUUCUAUGGGGAAAAUAUUAAAUGACUCAGGAAGCAUCAAAAGAAGAUGGAAGGAAUACAGAGUCAUUAUACCAAAAGGAACUGGCCGACGUUCAAUCAUUUGAAGAGGUAGCAUAUGAUCGGGAACUGAUGGUGUUAAAGGAAGAAGUCCAAGCUCCACUGAAGGCAUUGGUGAAAAACAAGGCUCCAGGAAUUGACGAAAUAUCAAUUGAGAUGUUUCAACAAACGGAUGCAGCAGUGGAAGUGCUCAUUUGUCUAUGCCAAGAAAUUUGGAAGACAGCUACCUGGCCAACUGACUGGAAGAGAUCCAUAUUUGUACCCAUUUCAAAGAAAGGUGAUCCAACAAAAUGUGGAAAUUAUCAACAAUGUCAGUAAUAUCACAUGCAAGUAAAAUUUUGCUGAAGAUCAUUCAAAAGUGGCUGCAGUGGUAUAUUGCCAGGGAGCUGCCAAAAAUUCAAGCGAGAUUCAGAAGAAGACGUGGAACCAGGAAUAUCAUUACUGAUGUUAAAUGGAUCCUGGCUGAAAGCAGAGAAUACCAGAAUGUUCACCUGUGUUUUAUUGACUAUGCAAAGGCAUUCAACUGUGUGGAGCAUAACGAAUUAUGGAUAACAUUGUGAAAAAUGGGAAUUCCAGAACAUUGAAUUGGGCUCAUGAGGAACCUGUACAUAGAUCAAGAGGCAGUUAUUCGGACAGAACAAGGGGAUACUGCAUGGUUUGAAGUCAGGAAAGGUGUAUGUCAGGGCUGUAUCCUUUCACCAUACUUAUUCAAUCUGUAUGCUGAGCAAAUAAUCUGAGAAGCUGGACUAUAUGAAGAAGAACGGGCAUCAGGAUUGGAGGAAGACUUAUUAACAACCUGUGAUAUGCAGAUGACACAACCUUGCUUGCUGAAAGUGAAGGGGACUUGAAGUGCUUACUGAUGAAGAUCAAAGACCACAGCUUUCAGUAUGGAUUACACCUCAAUAUAAAGAAAACAAAAAUCCUUAUAACUGGACCAGUGAUUAGCAUCGUGAUAAACUUAGAAAAGAUUGAAGUUGUUAAGGAUUUCAUUUUACUUGGAUCCACAAUCAACACCCAUGGAAACAGUAGUCAAGAAAUCAAAGAUGUCUUGCAUUGGGCAAAUCUGCUGCAAAAGACCUCUUUAAAAUGCUGAAAAGAAAAGAUGUCACCUUGAAGACUAAGGUGCACCUGACCCAAGCCAUGGCACUUUCAGUUGCAUCAUUUGCAUGUGAAAACUGGACAAAGAAUAAGGAAGACCAAAGAAGAGUUGAUGCCUUUGAAUUGUGAUAUCGGCAAAGAAUAUUGAAUAUAUCAUGGACUUUCAAAAGAAUGAGCAAAUCUGUCUUGGAAGAGAGAAGUACAACCAGAAUGCUCUUUAGGAGCAAGGAUGGCAAGACUGCGUCUUAUGUACUGUGGACAUGUUGUGAGGGGGAAUCAGUCCCUGAAGAAGGACAUCAUGCUUGGUAAAGUACAGGAUCAGCGGAAAAGAGGAAGACCCUCAACAAGAUGGAUUGACACAGUGGCUCUAACAAUGGGCUCAAGUACAAUGAGGAUUUUCAGGAUGGUUCAGGACUGGGCAGUGUUUCGUUCUGUUGUACUCAGGGUCGCUAUGAGUUGGAACCGGCUUGACAGCACUUAACAACAACAACAAAUGUUGUUGAAAAAAGAUAUUUGCGAGGAUGAGUCAUUUGGUGUUGCAAAAUUCUGUCAUGUGAUCUCUAGCAUUGUUUCUGUCACCAAGGCCAUACUUUCCAACUAUCAAUCCUUUGUUUUCAACUUUUGUAUUCCAAUCACCAGUAAUUGUCAAUACAUCUUGAUUGCAUGUUCGAUCAAUUUCAGACUGCAGAAACUGGUAAAAAUCUUCCAUUUCUUCGUCUUUGGCCUUAGUGAUUGGUGUAUAAAUUUGAAUAAUAUUUGGCUCACCUGGUCUUCCUUGUAGGCGUAUGGAUAUUAUCCUAUCACUGACAGCAUUGUUCUUCAGGGUAGAUCUUGAAAUGUUCUUUUGGUGAUGAAUGCAACACCAUUACUCUUCAAGUUGUCAUUCCUGGAUCAGUAGACCAUAUCGUUAUCUGAUUCAAAAUGGCCAAUACCAAUCCAUUUCAGCUCUCUAAUGCCUAGAAUAUCAAUGUUUAUGCAUCCCAUUUCAUUUUUUACAACUUCCAAUUUUCCUAGUUUCAUACUUUGUACAUUCCACAUUCCAAUUAUUAAUGGAUAUUUGCAACUGUUUCUUCUCAUUUUGAGUCGUGCCACAUCAGCAAAUGAAGAUUCUGAAAACUUGACUCCAUCCACGUCAUUAAGGUCAGCUCUGUUGUCCUUUGAGGGCCUUCCAACCUGAGGGGCUCAUCUUCUGGCACUAUAUCAGACAAUGUUCUCCUGCUAUUCAUAAGGUUUUCACUGGCUAAUAUUUUUCAGAAGUAGACCUCUAGGCCCUUCUUCCUAGUCUGUCUUAGUAUGGAAGCUCAGCUGAAACCUGACCUCCAUGGAUAGGUGACCCUGUUGGCAUUUGAAUACUGGUGGCAUAGCUUCCAGUAUCACAGCAACAUGCAAGCCCCCCCCAGUAGGACAAACUGACAGAGACUUAGUCAAAAAAAAAAAAAGAAGAGGAAAUAUCUCACUAAUAAUUUUUUGUAUUGAUUACAUGUUAAAAUGUAACUAUUUUGAAUACACUAGGUUAAAUAAAAAUAUUAUUAGCAUUAGUUUCACCCAUUUCUUUUUAUCUGUUUUAAUGUGGCACCUAGAAAAUUAAAAAUUACAGUAUGUGGCUCACAUUAUAUUUCUAUUGGACUGUGCUGUUCUGGAAGGCUAAAAGCCUUUGAGAUCCAGUUAAAAGCACAAUUAAAAUUGCAACUCCCAGAAUUCCUACCCCCACUAUGGGGCUCUUUUUUUGUCCAUAGUACUUUUCACCUUCUCAAUACUGGAUGAUUUAUGUAUCUGUUGUGUUUAUUGCUUAUUUUCUGUUCCCCCUGUGUCAUAGAUUGAAUUGUGUCCCCCCAAAAUAUGUGUAUCAAUUUGGCUAGGCCAUAAUUCCCAGUAUUAUGUGAUUGUCCACCGUUUUGUCACCUGAUGUGACUUUCCUAUGUGUUGUAAAUCCUAUCUCUGUGGCGUUGUUGAGGUGGGAUUAGUUGCAGUUAUGUUCAUGAGGCAGGACUCAAUCUACAAGAUUAGGUUGUAUCUUAAGUCAACCACUUUUGAGAUAUAAAAGAGAGAAGCAAGCAGAGAGACGGGGGCCCUCCAUACCACCAAGAAACAAGAGCCAGGAGAACAAUGAGUCCUUUGGACCCGGGGUCUCUGCACUGAGAAGCAUCUUGACCAGGAAAAGAUUGAUGAUAACAACCUUCUCCGAGAGCCAACAGAGAGAGAAAGCCUUCCUCUGGAGCUGAUGCCCUAAAUUUGGACUUCUAGCCUCCUAGGCUGUGAGAGAAUAAAUUUCUCUUUGUUAAAGCCGUCCACUUGUAGUAUUUCUGUUACAGCAGCCCUGUAUAACUAAGACACCCUGCUAGAACAUAGUUUCAUUCGGGCAGAGCUUUGUCUAUUUUGCUCAGGGAUGUAACCCCAAAGUGCUUAGAACAGUGCCAGGCACAGUGUAGGUGUUCAAUAAAUGUUGAAAGAACAAAUGAAUGAUUGAAUGAAUGGAGGCUUGGGAAGUGUCGGGGUCCCACAGUUGACAAAUCUUCUAAUUUUUCUAGAGAAACUCCAAAUAAAGAUUUUCACGUGUGCCUCCUGGCUUUUUAAAUGUUGUAGCUAAUUUGGGUUAUUUUAAAGCAUCGUGCAGGUCAAAGGAUACAUGUUUGUGGGCCUUUUCAAUCUUCGGGCUGCCUGUCCUCGGCUGCCGUCUGGACCCCCUCUUGUCUAGAUGAUUCUGGAGGUCAAGUGGGGAGGGGAUGAUGGGGGAUAAGCAGGGGCCCCUCAAAUGUGCCUGUCUCAGAAAACUCUCCAUGUCAACAUGCUUCUGAGGGUCUAGGAUGGGUGGUAAUUAAGGGACCUCCUCAUCUCCUGCAACCCCUCACCUAUUGUGCCUACAACUUUGGGCACCACCACAGCAUAGGAGGGAGCCAGUGUGAGACCUUUCCUGCUGCCAAUAAUCGCUCCUCCUCCUUGGCCAGACCAGUGUUUGAUCUCUCUGACCCUUUAACUAUAAAGUGGAUCUGGCUUCCCCACAACAGGUAUAAUUUCUGCGCUAAAAGUUGAGAACACACAGCCCAGGGCUAGGCUGGUGCAGGAAGGGCUGGGGCUAUAUUGGAGGGCCUUCUAGGCUUUCAGCAAAGUCUUGGAUUGUCCCAUGAUCUCUCUGUGUGACCUUUAGUAGGUCCUUUUCCCUUUCGUGUUCUCAUCCUGUACAAUUCGGGCUUUGGAUCAGUUCUGCAGUGUCCAAACCCACCACCUUAGAACAACACUGGGCCCCCUGCAGGCUUACCCACUUAGAACCCCUGGGGCCAGGCUUUCUCACUGAGCCCCUCCCUGACCACCCAUCUAAAACUGCACACCCCUCCUUCCUGUCUUGCUUCCCUGAACUAUUUUUCCCUUUAGUACCUUGAUUAUUUACCUUGGUUUACUCUAUAUUUUACUUUGACUUUGUUUAUUGUCUGCCCUCUCUUUACUGGUAUAUAAGCUCCAUGAAGCACUUACUAAUGAAGAUCAAAGGUCACAGCCUUCAGUAUGGAUUGCACCUCAACAUAAAGAAAACGAAAAUCCUCACAACUGGACCAAUGAGCAACAUCAUGAUAAAUGGAGAAAAGAUUGAAGUUGUCAAGGAUUUCAUUUGACUUGGAUCCACAAUCAACAGCCAUGGAAGCAGCAGUCAAGAAAUCGAAAGAUGCGUUGCAUUGGGUAAAUCUGCUGCAAAGCAUCUCUUCAAAGUGUUGAAGAGCAAAGAUGUCACCUUGAAGACUAAGGUGCGCCUGACCCAAGCCAUGGUAUUUUCAGCUGCGUCAUAUGCAUGUGAAAGCUGGACAAUGAAUAAGGAAGACCGAAGAAGAGUUGACGCCUUUGAAUUGUGGUGAUGGCGAAGAAUAUUGAACAUACCAUGGACUGCCAAAAGGACAAACAAAUCUGUCUUGGAAGAAGUGCAGCCAGAACGCUCCUUAGAAGCAAGUACGGUGAGACUGCGUGUACAUACUUUGGACAGGUUGUCAGGAGGGAUCAGUCCCUGGAGAAGGACAUCAUGCUUGGCAGAGUACAGGGUCAGCGGAAAAGAGGAAGACCCUCAAUGAGGUGGAUUGACACAGUGGCUGCAACAAUGAGCUCAAGCAUAACAAUGAUUGUAAGGAUGGCGCAGGACCAGGCAGUGUUUUGUUCUGUUGUGCAUAGGGUCGCUAUGAGUCGGACCCGACUCAAAGGCAUCUAACAACAACAACAAGUUCUGUGAGGGCAGGGAUUAAAAAAAAAAAAAAACAAAACACUCAGCUUUACUGAGGAAUAAUUUA
This is a messenger RNA of Loxodonta africana (African savanna elephant), 20405 nucleotides long. It is a transcript of the gene TNFRSF1B, whose product is annotated as TNF receptor superfamily member 1B. Lineage: Eukaryota; Metazoa; Chordata; Mammalia; Proboscidea; Elephantidae. The transcript is spliced from 10 exons. Gene Ontology annotation, molecular function: tumor necrosis factor receptor activity; tumor necrosis factor binding. The coding region runs from base 323 to 1672 and encodes 449 amino acids. The record is from RefSeq and is a predicted model, not a curated record. Gene Ontology annotation, biological process: regulation of T cell proliferation; extrinsic apoptotic signaling pathway; intrinsic apoptotic signaling pathway in response to DNA damage.